This is a messenger RNA of Brachypodium distachyon (stiff brome), 1796 nucleotides long. RefSeq lists its product as uncharacterized. Bases 117 to 1571 code for a protein of 484 amino acids. The record is from RefSeq and is a predicted model, not a curated record. Gene Ontology annotation, biological process: protein transport. The transcript has 7 exons. NCBI's taxonomy places the organism in Eukaryota, Viridiplantae, Streptophyta, Magnoliopsida, Poales, Poaceae.
GCUCCUCCGCACACGGGAGCGCACGCGCACCCAGCAAUCCGCGGCAAAACCACACCGAAGCCGCCGCCUCCUCUCGCCUCCGGCCGGCCGUCGGCGACAAGCCGGAGAGGAGGAAGAUGAUGAUGGCCACCGGCGGCGGGUCCAGGUCGCCCGCGCGCGCGCUGAAGAGGCUGGCCGGCGCCCUCCUCGCCGCCGCGCGGCUCCGCGGCUCCUUCAGCGCCUCCAAAUGCAAGACAGAGGCGCGGAUGGCGGCCGCCCGGAUGAAGCUGCUGCGGAACCGGCGGGAGGCGCAGGUGCGGAAGAUGCGCGGGGACAUCGCCGCGCUGCUCCGCGACGGACGGGAGGACACCGCCCGCAUCAGGGUUGAGCAUGUAAUUAGAGAACAGAACAUUAUGGCAGCGAAUGAGAUCGUUGAACUUUUCUGCGAGUUGAUUGUUACACGCCUUCCCAUCAUUGCCAAACAGAAGGAAUGUCCAGCAGACCUGAAAGAAGGCAUCUGCAGUUUGAUAUUUGCAGCUCCAAGGUGCUCUGAACUCCCUGAGCUCAGUAGGAUGCGUGACCUCUUUGAAAAGAAGUAUGGUAAAGAUUUCGUUGCUGCUGCAGUUGAUCUGCGCCCAAAUGCUUGUGUUAAUAACCUUCUAAUUGAGAAGCUGUCAGUUAAUAAGCCUUCUGGGCAAACUAAGCUGAAAGUUCUGAAGGAGAUUGCAAAGGAGCAUCAAAUUGAUUGGGAUACAGCUGAGACUGAGCAGGAUCUUCUCAAACCUCCUGAAGAGAUGAUUCAAGGGCCUAAUUCAUUUGCUGAAGCUUCCAAUAUGCCCAUGAAGACUACUCUAUCAGCAAAUAUUGUGCAACCUAGCCCAUCCAAUUGCAGCUCUGGAUAUGCUGAUGAGUAUGAUAACGGGGGUGCUAUGCAAUUCAAAGAUACUAUCCAAUUCAAAGAUGCUGCUUCAGCUGCUCGAGCAGCUGCGGAAUCUGCUGCUCAAGCAGCAUCUGCUGCCAAGGCUGCAGCUGAUCUUGCCAAUAAGAGCGCCCAUUCAUCUGAUGAAGAUGAAGAUGAAGAUGAUGACUGGAAGACUACUCUUCGUGAGUCCACCAAUUCUAGCAGACGACAAUCAAUGAGCAACACAAGCAGAUCCUCCAGGAAAGAAAAUGUAGUUUCCUUUGAUGACAUAAAAUCCCAAGGAAGCACAUGGAGGAGAUUAAGUGGAUCAAACCAUGUGGAAGAUAAAGACACUGAUGUAGUUGAUUUGGGUACUGGAAAGAUGCGCAGAAGGAGCAGCCGUGCUGCUCGUAAGGUGCACUCGGAGAUAAAGUUUGAUGACUCGGAGGGAUGGAAUUCAGAGGCAGGGGAUGAAAGUGAUGCCGAGAUACAGUCCAUGGAAAGGCCACCACCUCCCAGAAGAGAGUCUCACCCAGGAAAUCAUCACUCCGAAGAGAAAGAACCAGAAGACGAUUUCCCUGACCCGCCAAAGGCAAACAGCACUUCCCGUGUUCAUCCAAACAUGCCUCUGGACUUCGAAACUCUGACUGCACGCUUUGAGGCACUGAGAUCAUCUGGAAAGCUUCCGUAGCGCGCAAAGUGGACCAUGAUUACACCUUUGCCGCUUUCUAAACAACACCACACCAUAUACCUGUAGGUUACUAUAUACUUCUCUAGUGCAUUUCAUUUUACUCAAUUGAGUGAAGAAGGAUUUGUGUUCUGCUCCCAAACUGCUGCUGCAUUUCUAUCGUUUGUAUAUGCCCCAGAGGUUAUUAUAUAGUUUAUCUGAAGUGAGAAUCAAACUCUUUCUGUGUGA